Molecule: messenger RNA, 1077 nt
Organism: Ogataea philodendri
Lineage: Eukaryota; Fungi; Ascomycota; Pichiomycetes; Pichiales; Pichiaceae
Exons: 1
Coding region: 1-1077 (358 amino acids)
Biological process (GO): (1->6)-beta-D-glucan biosynthetic process; fungal-type cell wall biogenesis
Cellular component (GO): endoplasmic reticulum membrane
Source: RefSeq, a predicted model, not a curated record
AUGAUUGUCAGAUUGACUGUUCUACUGUUGGCGGGUAUUUGCCUUGCGAAGAGCACGUUUCCGGCAAUUAUCUCAUCCAGCAAGCUCAUUCCAGGACUGAAACCGUCGCUCGGUCAUAGCGAGCAGCUCCCGUUCGAUUUCAACGAGGCCACGUUUGUGAUUGAACGUGUUUUUGAACAGUGUUCUUCAGAUGCGUACAUAUUGGUGAACGUUCCAGGACUGAAGGUCGAGGACUUCCACCACUUUGAGAAGUUUCACCAUCUUCGAUCGCAGCUCGCCCAAGCCAGCACCAUAGUGUCAUUGCCAAAUGUUGUGGUGGAUGACGAGCGAUUGGAUUUCCAGAGCUUGGAAAGAUACCUGCGAAUCCACUGCGAUACGUACACGCACACCGUUUGGAACGAGAACUCCGAUGAGGUUUCUAAGUACAUCGAUGUCCACAAGCGGACGAUUGUACUAGAUCUUGUCGGAUUGAACGACGAAAUGACAGAGGAAGAACGACUAGACAAGCUAGGCGAGUAUGACGAUCUGUUGCGGGAAGUCAUGCGCAAACUGCCUUCGCCACUAUUCACCAUCUUAUUCACAACCACUACAGCAUCUCCAUACACAGCCACUAACGACAAGGUUCUUGAAUUUGAUGACAUUCCUGAUGACCCGCACGACUUAGGAGCAGAGAUCCAACGCCAGGUAAAGGAGGCUCAAAAUAUGAUUUUUCCCGAUAUCACGGUCUUCGACAAGACACGGUUUCUAGAGUUUGAGAGAAACGACAAGGGCGAGCGCCCAGCGUAUGGCGAGGACAUCCCAGACGGAAUGUGGGCCAAGGACGUUCUUGGAAAGGAUGAAACGUGGCUCGAAAAGAAGACCAAGGAAGUCAAGAAAGAUAGCUCCGAUAUUCGGUUUGGAGAGGAUCAGUCGGACAUUCCUGUGAUCUUUGAUCACGACUUCCUUGUCAAGAAUGGUCCUAUCCUCAUUGGCGGUCUAUUUACAAUCAUUUCUCUAAUUUUGUUGGACCUUCUUCUUGGAAUUGGCCGUCGGGUGGCUAAUUUGUUCGUCAAUCAAAAAACCAUAAAGAAAGAUUAA